AUGAUUCAGAGGAGUUCUUCAGGCAUUGGGAGUUUGCUCAAAUCCUCUGUUUUCAGCUCUUUCAGCUCCAAGCUUGGAGCUCGUAGCUAUGCAGCUCAGGUUGCAUCUUCGCUGCAGCAUGCCUGUGAACCAGCAUCAUUCAGUGAUGAUGACUGUGCCGACAUUGACUGGAACCAUCUUGGAUUUAGUCUUACACCAACGGACUACAUGUACAUUAUGAAAUGCAGCAAUAAUGAAAAUUUCCUACAAGGCCAACUUUGUCGAUAUGGAAACAUUGAAUUGAGCCCUUCAGCUGGGGUGCUCAACUAUGGACAGGGACUGUUUGAGGGUACAAAAGCCUAUCGCAGAGAGGAUGGAGGCCUUUUUCUGUUCCGCCCUGAUCAAAAUGCCAUACGGAUGCAGAUUGGUGCAGAGAGAAUGUGCAUGCCCUCACCUUCUGUCGAACAUUUUAUCAAUGCUGUUAAGGAAACUGCCCUGGCCAAUAAGCGUUGGAUACCUCCGCCAGGAAAAGGAUCUCUCUAUAUCAGGCCUCUGCUCAUAGGAAGUGGUCCUAUACUUGGUCUGGCGCCAGCUCCUGAGUCUACAUUUCUUGUAUAUGCUUCACCUGUUGGGAACUACUUCAAGGAGGGAACUGCGCCAUUAAAUCUGUAUGUAGAGGAUGAAAUUCAUCGUGCAUCGCGUGGAGGAGCUGGAGGCAUUAAGAGCAUAACUAACUAUGCACCGGUUUUGAAAGCAAUUCGUAGAGCUAAAGACAGAGGCUUUUCUGAUGUCUUGUACUUAGAUGCAGUUAAGAAGAAAAACAUUGAGGAGGUCUCUUCUUGCAACAUUUUCGUCAUCAAGGGAAAUGUUAUUGCAACUCCAAUAACAACUGGAACCAUCCUUGAAGGGGUGACUCGGAAAAGCAUAAUGGACAUUGCGACUGAUCUUGGAUACCAGGUUGAAGAACGUACAAUUCCAGUCGACGAAUUAGUUGAUGCUGACGAGGUAUUCUGCACGGGGACAGCCGUUGGUAUUGCGGCCGUUGGAAGUAUUACACACAAUGGUAACAGGAUUGAAUACAAGAUGCAUCCUGAUCUUGCUUCCAAGAAACUGUACAACAGAUAUGUAGGGAUUCAAAGUGGCAAAUUCGAGGAUAAGAGAGGCUGGGUUGUCCAGAUUGACUGA
Molecule: messenger RNA, 1164 nt
Organism: Oldenlandia corymbosa var. corymbosa
Lineage: Eukaryota; Viridiplantae; Streptophyta; Magnoliopsida; Gentianales; Rubiaceae
Source: the annotation of a GenBank genome assembly